This is a messenger RNA of Talaromyces stipitatus ATCC 10500, 2460 nucleotides long. RefSeq lists its product as uncharacterized. Gene Ontology annotation, molecular function: ATP binding; ATP hydrolysis activity. Lineage: Eukaryota; Fungi; Ascomycota; Eurotiomycetes; Eurotiales; Trichocomaceae. The transcript is spliced from 9 exons. The record is from RefSeq and is a predicted model, not a curated record. The coding region runs from base 1 to 2460 and encodes 819 amino acids.
AUGGCUUCCAGCUACCACGACUCCAAGGCACAGGCUCAAGUCACACCCCCUGAUAGUCCACCUCAAGGAAUACCUUCAGAUGAAAACAGAAUUCAAUUGUAUGCCAAUGCAAUCCGCGGACUAUUUGCCGACGAGACGCAGCGUCCACCUGACAAUGGCCUGGAGCCUAUCACCAAAAAUGAACUCAUUGGACUGUUGGAGGCGGCUUUGGCAUCUAGAGAAUCGCUAAACCCCUCUGGAAUAGGACAUGCCAGUUUGGAGCAGGACAGUGACAAUACGACACAUGACAAGUACGGGAAUUCCCAAUCUUGGGACGCCAUAACCGACAUCGACGACUGCCCACAAGACACAUGUCGAUUCUCCGGUACAAAACUCGACGCUAGAUCUGCUACGAUGCCAUCUGAUAGUCCACACGUGGGCCCUUCGAAUUUCAUUACUAAAGAAGAGCUGAAAUGGUUAUUGGCGGAAGUGCUGGGAAUUCAAAGCGCACAACCUACCUCGGAUGGCAAGGAUUCUAGCAGCAACGAGAAGCCUGAGGAACAAGACAGAACUAGAGCGAGAAUUUGUGCCUCCAAGGCAGAGUAUAAGACCGUCAAGGAGGUAUGGGAUUCCGCGAAGUAUGCAUAUAAGAUCACCAUUUCCACCCCAAUACCAGAGGUCGAUGAAUUAGACGAAUACAUGUUUGUGAUUCGUGAACGUAGUCACAAGCACACCGAAGAGCUCAUUGUUUAUGUUGACAUCAAAUCACCCGGAUUAAGUUGCAUCUUGAGGACCAUUCUAAAAGACAUCCGAACCGUGAACCUCGAUGCGGAUCGGCCUGCGAUUGAGCGUGAUCUUUUAUAUCACUACCUGGAUGAGCUCAGAGAUCAUCUCAAGAGUUCUCGCUCCCAAGAAGCGACCUUGGAUGACGCUAUGCUGCAUCUAAGCAAACUCAUCCAGUACCUUGAAGAAACCUAUGCACCGGUGGCAGAGCAAUUGAAGCUAUUCCAAGAAUCUCAAAGAAUCACCUGGGAUCUCGUGUGGGCUCUGCUGAAACCAGGGACGCUCGUCUUUGCGACUUGCCCCUCCACCGGUCUGCCACGAUGCAUUCGAUACGACUACAUCGAGAAGAAAACCAUCAGAGGUCGUGAAGUUCUUGAAGUCAACGGACGAUAUCUCGAUUAUGACGGAGAAGUUUUCGGCGAAUCAACCGAGACGCUGCAGAUUGGAUCGUUUCGAGGAACCAAGCAGAUCCAGACCUUGCCUAUUUAUCCACUGAACUACCACACCGACCCAAAUAUCUGGUCACGGCUGGUGUGCAAUGGCCGCCAUUUCGUUUCCCUGAUCGGCAGCCACCAUCGCGAGUACUGCGGAAAUAUGUUCAUCCUAGACGAGAACACAUUAUUAAAACUCCCUGUGCAUGGAAGGAUUAUGGUCGAUGCUGCGGUUUUCCGCAAGAUGGUUCCAAACCAUCCGAGGUUAGACAUCAAAAAACCGGAUACGGUCGAUUUUUUCUUCGGACAUAUGAAAGAGGGUGGACCAGAAAGCCGUAUUCAAGGCAAGAAUAUUGACCUCCGUGAGCUGAAAGAAGAGGACCUCGCAAUUUGUAGCCCGACAGUGCUAGGGUUCUCCUUGAAGGAAAAAAUCUGGGGCGAGUAUUACCAAGCUAGAAACAGAGAAUUUGGCGUGGAAAGUGUCAAGGAAAUCACAUUCUCGAACGCCCCUUUCGACAUGUUAACAGUUCCUGAAGCGAAGAAAAAAGUGAUAAAGUCUCUUGCGGAGAGCCGUGUCAGCACUAGGUAUGAAGGCACGUUCGAUGAUAUUAUUACAGGAAAAGGACGAGGGGUCAUCAUUCUCUUACAUGGCCCACCAGGUGUUGGGAAGACACUUACUGCCGAAGCCAUCUCUGAACGGCUUCAAAGGCCUCUGUAUUCCAUAUCGUCUGGAGACCUGAGUAUACGGGCGGAGGAGCUUGAGGUGCAGCUCACCCGUACCUUUCAAGUAGCUAGCGACUGGAAAGCGGUCCUGCUCCUCGAUGAAGCGGAUGUGUAUCUGCAAAAACGAGACGGUUUCCAUUUAGAACGAAAUCGUCUGGUGGCGACAUUUCUCCGGACGCUUGAAUAUUAUGAUGGCAUCUUUUUCCUCACGACUAACAUGCUGGGGGACUUCGAUUCAGCCAUCCUCGAUCGAAUCCAACUCAAACUGCAGUACGACGAUCUAGAUCGAUCGGCCAGAAAGUCGGUUUUCCAGCAUUUUCUGCGGGAACAUUCGGCAGAUAUCGAGGAAGAAGCCUUGAUACAGUUCUCCGAGGUUAAGCUGAAUGGUCGCCAGAUCAAAAAUGUUGUGAAAAUAGCCCACAAUGUUGCGAUGAGCGAAAACACAGGAGUGCACUCAAGUCAUCUGCGGCUGGCUCUCUCACAAAGUGGAUACAGUAUUCCCACGCAAGGUGUCUUGGCGUCUGAUGAUAGCUUGUACCAGUGA